Molecule: messenger RNA, 6338 nt
Organism: Portunus trituberculatus (swimming crab)
Lineage: Eukaryota; Metazoa; Arthropoda; Malacostraca; Decapoda; Portunidae
Product: homeobox protein Nkx-2.4-like
Exons: 5
Coding region: 1050-2078 (342 amino acids)
Biological process (GO): regulation of transcription by RNA polymerase II; cell differentiation
Cellular component (GO): nucleus
Molecular function (GO): DNA-binding transcription factor activity, RNA polymerase II-specific; RNA polymerase II cis-regulatory region sequence-specific DNA binding
Source: RefSeq, a predicted model, not a curated record
CCCCAACAUGGUCGACUGUCUGUAAUGUAAUAUUAAUGCACAGGCCAACGUCUCUCUAUUCUGCUCUUUUCGUCUGUAAAACAGUCUCUUUUCAGUUUUGUAUUCGUUCUUUUUCCUCUCAUUGUUAUUUCUCAUAGCCACCCCGCAGUGAGUUCACAAAUAUUCCAAAUCUAUGGACCAAUCUCAAGUGGGGAGGCACUUGAGACCAGCCAAUCAUAUUAAGUGUUUCCGCCUCAGCUAUUGAUUGGUGGGAUUUGACUUUGACGUCGCUUACCGCGUUUUCAUUGGUUGAACCGAGCCCAAACUCCGCCCUCGCAGGAAAUUACGCGCGCUCAAUGGCUCGCGAGUCCAAUCGCUCCGCCCCCUGAUGGCAAGAUGUAAAGUUGAGCUUGGUUAGGAAAAUGUCGGAAGGCUCAGAGUGCUCUCCAAUCUCCACUCGCUAUCAAGCCAGUGCUAUCAUAUUACUGGAAGCCAGAUCUAAGCUCAUUUGCUCGUUCUCAUACAGCAUUAACUGUAACGAGCCUUCAGUAAAAACUGUGAGAGCCACGUGCCACAAGACGUCCGCAGCCGCGAGCCGCCUCUGCCGCGGGCACAACACAAGUGAUCAGGUGCCGAGCCCUUGUGAGGACGCACUUUUAUCCGUAGUGCCGCCAGUGUAACUCUUGACCUGAAGGUGACUCAAGAGUGCCAUCCAGUCUGUGAUCCAUAUCUUUGGCGCCAGUGAGGAGGUGCGGCGCCCCCUCCCCGCAGGUGUCUCAUCAUCGAUUGGCCCAAGGUGACUCUUGACUUUUACAAUACUGAGGUUGUCGAGUUCGUUUCUUUUGUUACUCACCUCGGGGCCUCUUGAACCUCAGGGGCUCGCUCCUUCACCUGGCUCCUCCUGACGCUGUUUACCGCUUGGCUGGCCAUUAACACCAGCCGCCCUCGCUGCCCUCCUUGUGCCCUGGGCGGUGCGGACGCGGCGGGGCCCUGGCUUGGGGUGUCGAGGCGCCGCGGCGAGCGUCACCCGAGGGCAGCGCUGACACAUGACCAUGUUGGGGUAUUAGGUCAUGAGUGGAAGCCCCAGGUCGAGCCAGCCCUUCUCCGUGACCUCCCUGCUCAGCCCUCUGGACACGCUGGCCUCGACCGUGGACGUGGCAGCAGCAGCAGCAGCCGCAGCAGCAGCAGCAGCAGGACGUGGCUCGAGUGCCAGCAGCAGCACCAGUAGCGGUGCCCUUGCUGCCUCAGGGAUUGCCGCCUCAGCCUCCGUCAACGACUUCGCCGCCGCCAUGCAGAACCCGUACGGCAUGAGCCCCAUGGCGCACAUGGCGCAGUUCGGCACUCACUCCACCUACCAGUACUGUAACACGGACCUCUCCCACUACGCCACCCCGGCCUCCGCCUCCUGGUACGGCACCUCCACCUCAGACCCCAGAUUUGCAAUUUCGCGCCUCAUGGGCGGUUCCAACAUGAACAUGAACAUGGGCAACGUGACCUCCCUCUCCACCUGCAGCAUGGCGGACAACAAGGCCAUGCAGUUCCCUCUCUCCCAGCGAAGGAAACGCAGGAUUCUCUUCACUCAGGCGCAGGUGUAUGAGUUAGAGCGACGCUUCAAACAGCAGAAAUACCUGUCGGCGCCUGAGAGGGAACACCUGGCGUCGCUCAUCAACCUUACGCCGCAGCAGGUGAAGAUCUGGUUUCAGAAUCACAGGUACAAGAUGAAGAGGGCGGCCAAGGAGAAGGCCAUGUCCGAACAGGCUUCCUCUAAUCAGAACGCCACGUCGCCGCGGCGCAUCUCGGUACCGGUGCUGGUGAAGGAGGAGAACGCCACCAAGGGCUCGUCGUCGUCCUCGUCAGGUGCUACAGGGGAGAGCAAGCUGGGCCACCACCGGGACUCUUCCUCUUCUUCCUCCAACCUGGGCGGCUCGAACACCUCCAGCCUGCUGCCCUCACACCUCACCUGUGACUCCGUUGGCGCCCUUGAUCCCUUCCGCACGCAGGGCUCCGCCACGCCCGUCACCGGGGCGGCCUUCCCCUCCAUGACGCCGCUACACCACAACGUUAACAACGCCUACCUCCACCACCAGCGGGCGUGGUAAGGGCGGCGCCCCUCCUCUCUCCCGGGCAUGCCGCGACUUAGACCUCCUACAGGCAGGGAUGAGGCGUAGCGCACACCACGCCACGGUGCACCUCACGCCCGGCCACGCUCCGGGACGCAGACGAGGCUCAGGCUCUGCCUCCCGUUGCUCUUCUCCUCCUCUCCUCACACGAGGAGUGAGGUGCUGUGCCCUCCGCUGCUCUACCGCCGCUGGCGCCGUCGCCGCCUCCGCCGCCGCCGCCUCCGCCGCCGCCGCCGCCGCCGCCUCAGUCUCCAGGUAAAGACAAGGUCGGCUCAACCAUCAGGAUUCAACGGCCAGCCUGUGAGGCCUCCCGCCGCCCUCCCUCCCUCCCGCCGCCGUCGCCGCUCGGCCUGGAAGCCGGCACGCCGCGGCCGCCAUGCAUUAAUCAGUGUUCCUCGUACAAAGAAAAAUAGAAAAGGUCUUAUUCAAAUAUUUUAUCCGUUUAAGUAAAUAAGAAAAAAAGGAGAGACGACGUGUGUGUUCAUAACUUGCUUCAUCACCACGAAAAUUACGUUGGAAAAUAAAGCGGCAAUGGCUCUUGAAAGUAAAACUAGUCAUUGGUAUUCCGGCGGCGCUCUCCGCUGUUGCUGAAAGUGGAUCACGCCGGGCCUCGAGGCAGCCAACAAAGGGCAGGUAUUUGCAGUAAUUCAGGGCAGAUGUGAACCUGUGACUCCCAGGAUUUAAAACUUUUGUGAUCCGACAUAUUGUGGCGGCCAAGCGAACGUGACUGGCCUCAAAAUAAUCCCUCGUUAUGCAUUCACGCCACAACUGUACAGGAGCCCGAGUGAUAACAGUGACGUGGCGGGAUAGUCAAGGGUGUUUAUUUUUCUUGGUUUGGCCUUUGAAAGUGCACGGAGAUGUUUCGUGGCGAGGUGGGCUUGUCUGCCGCUGCCUCUACCACUACCACUGCUGCUGCUGCAACCCUCGGGAGGCAUGGAAUUACUUAGAGAUGCCUGGAGACGGUGCUGGUGGAGCUGACGUUCGGGUGACAGGCUGUGUGGCAACACCUCGAGGCUUACCCUGGAGAGGCCGCUGCGAGUGUCGUGCUCAGCUGACCAGCUCGUGGUCGGAACACCUGGGCACAGAGAUGGAAAAUUGCUAACAAUUUGCUGCCGCUCUCCCCGAGGCGACGGUCGGGUGAGCGGAGUGAGCGGCGCCAAAUCUCCAGUAAAGGAUUGUAAGCUGGAAUUUGUGUCCCAUGUGGCAGUGGCGGUGGCGGCGGCGGUGGCGGUGGCGGCGGCGGUGGCAGGGUCGGGCGGCGCUGGUGCUGUCACGGCUAUGUUGUUUUUCCAUGGAGCGCACACCGUCCUCCUCAAGGGCCCUCCAGCCUGAGGGGCGCGUCCCGACCCCGCGCUGCCGGCUCUGGCUUCGGCCCCGCGCCGCGCUCAGUUUGUUUCACGGCAGCUCAUUUACCCUUUCAAGUGUUCAGUAUUACUUACUGAGCCAUUUUGUGACUGGCAAGCCAAGUGAGCAGUAGCAGCAGUAGGCGGCGGGCGGCUUGGCGAAGCUGGUGGGCGGGAGGUCGGCGGCAGGAGAUCGGGACGACACAUACCAUUUGGUUGGUCCAGCCGUAUUGAUCGGCAAAGCUGGACUUCAUAGAACCACAUCCUGGAAUGUGGGAGAUACAGGGGAAAAAUUAUGAAAAAAGUGUUUCUCUUUCACUGGAACAAAACGGGAGCCGGUGUUUGAGGGCAGCAGGGUACAGCAGGGCCAGCAGGCAGGCACCAGCAGGCGCACGCUCUCCCCGACCCUCACUCCCCUCUCCUUGCCUCCCUCCCGCAGGCCGUCCCUCCUCACCCGUCCCUCCCACCUUUCCUGCCUCUCUUCCUCCACACGGCCGAACAUCAUCGUUACUACAUCAUCAUCACGUCACUAACACGUCCUUACCCCCGGCCAGGGAGCCAGGAGGAGGAGGUGGAGGUGAAGGAGGAGGAAAGAGAGGAAGAGGAGGCAUGUGGAGGCGUGGGGGCGGCCGGGGGGUGGGCGGGGGCCUCUUCAACCUUACCACCGCCCAUUAUGAUAACACAACGCGGGCCUCGCCUCCCACCCCCGGCAGGAGGAAGGCCGCUCACAGCCAGGCGGGAGGAGGGCGAGGCGUGAGAUCCGCUACAACUUAACCCGCCUCUGUGACUCCCGAGAAACCUGAUCCAGCCAUACCUGACGCCGAGGAGCCGCCGCGUCUUCCCCAACCUCCCUGCCGGCAAGACACGCCAGGAGGAGGAUGGAAGCCGUGGGUAGCAGUCCUCUGACAAGAACUGAUAAAGCAAGGACGCGACGAAAAUGUGUGAAGAAAUAAAUAGGAAAAAAAUAUCAGAGGAACAGCCUGACGAAGGAGGAACAGGAGGAGGAGAGAGCCUAGCAUAAUACUCCCGGAACUUGUGCUUGUGUAAAUAUUGUACAUGAACCGCCUCUGCAAUAGGAGUUUUUUGACGCUUCUCCGACCAAGUUAAUGUGUCCGUAAGAAACAAAACGAAAAAAAAAAAAGAUGAUAACAAUACUUCUAACGAUACGAAUAAUAAACAUAAUGAUCAUAACAAUAAUAAUAAUAAUAAUAAUGUUAAUAAUAAUAACAAUAAUCAUAAUCAUAAUAAUAAUAAUAAUACCGCUUAAGAAUAACUAAUUAUAAUGUUAAUAAUAAUGAUAAUUAAUAAUAAUAAUGCUAAUAACUUAUUCAGUGUCAUAAUACUGUAACUGGUGUGUUCCUUGAGUCGUGUUUGGGUGGAUUGUUGUGGUGUGGGUGUUGCAUCGCGUUCACUUCCUGUCCCUUAGUCUUGUAUUGUAGCGCUGCCCCCCCAAAUCCCCUGCCCCGCCCAGCCCCCCUCCCUCCUGGCCCUGAAUGAGAGAGAGAGAGAGAGAGAGAGAGAGAGAUUUUAGAACAAACGAAACACACAUACACAAAAAAGAGAGAGGUAAACAAAAGGUCAUUGAAGAAUAUUAUGUAGUGUCCUCAUCUUUAUUUCCAUUUCCUCUUCCUCUUUUCCUUCUGUUCUUGUUCUUUUUUUUCCUUUCUCCUUCAUCCUUCUUUUGUCUUUUCCUCCAUUCACUCCUUUUCCUAUCGUCUCGUCUUGUCCCUUUCUUUCCUUUACUUUCACAUCUUCCUCCUCUUCUUUUCCUCCUCUUACUCUUCCUAUAUCUUUUUUCGAGUCUGAGGUGCUGGCUCGGUGUUGUUGUCUGUCUGUCUGUAUGUCCGUCUGUCAAUCUAACCAAACAACACCUACAAAAACUGGGAAAAAAAACAAAAACAAAUAGUGAGAAAUAUAAAUGUUUUUGAGUUCCUGUCUGGAAGUGAGGAAUAGAUGCUAAAUAUUAUAAUGGUGAAGGUCGUUAGAGUGAGUGAGAGAGAGUGAGAGGAGGAGAGAGAAGCGACCACGGAACGAAAACAACGACUUGGUCACUGAAUAAAAAGUAGUAAUGAUAGAAAAAAAGGUUUGUGUGAAUGUUUUUAUUGACACAGUGAAGGAAUGUAUGAGAGAGAGAGAGAGAGAGAGAGAGAGAGAGAGAGAGAGAGAGAGAGAGAGAGAGAGAAAGCAAUGUGAGUGGCUACCUCCACCCCUCCUCGCCCCAGACUUCCUCCCCCUCUACCAGGAGAAGCACCAGCACCAGCAGAAGCAGCAGCAGCAUUAGCAGUGACGAGAGAGACACGCCACUCACUCUCCCUCAGGGCAACAGAUGGCGUUGAUAUCGGACGUAGUUCUUGUUUCCCUUCCUCUCUAGCCCCGCUGCCUCUCACCCAGCCCUUGCCCUCGCCCCUCCACGUCUUCCUAUCUAUGUAUCAUAAUGACCUCGCUUCUCAAUCGCUUGUUUUCCACACGAGGGAUCGAACGGCCGUCCCCAACCAUCUCUGCGCUGGUGAGUGACGCGAGGCUGGGAACUCUGUCUUAGGGGCCUGCCUGUUAGGAACUCAAGCUUGCGUUGGGUUCGUCUCCCCUUAUGGAUUCUCCGAGAGUCUGUGUUGCUGUGUUAAGCCCCUCACUAUGAGACUAUACCGGGCGACGGGCUGUGGGUGGUGAGUGAGUGAGGCAGAGUGGGGACAGUGGUGGUGUGUGAUGUCAUCCCCGCUGGUGUUGUGGUGUGCGGUGGUGGUGUGGUGUGGUGGGGGGAGGGAAGGGUGUGCGUUGUCUGGUUCGUGGUGUGGUUGGCCGCUGGUGCGGUUUUGUGCUGCCAAAACCUGUAACCAGUUGUGAUAAACAGCUCUUUGUAUUUUUAUCGAUGGUUUUACAUGUUCAUUAAAGUGUUCAG